Molecule: messenger RNA, 1863 nt
Organism: Bathycoccus prasinos
Lineage: Eukaryota; Viridiplantae; Chlorophyta; Mamiellophyceae; Mamiellales; Bathycoccaceae
Exons: 2
Coding region: 1-1863 (620 amino acids)
Cellular component (GO): ribonucleoprotein complex
Molecular function (GO): RNA binding
Source: RefSeq, a predicted model, not a curated record
AUGUCCACGACGACUGCGAAUCCACCAGCUUCGGCUGCGGCGACGAAAGCGCCCGCACCAGCUGCCGCUGCUGCCGCUGCCGCCGCCGCCAAGGGCGCCGCGGCUGCCGACGAGAACGCCUCCAACACGUCCUUGUACGUUGGCGACUUGGAAUCGAGCGCCACGGAAGCUCAAUUGUACGAGUUAUUUUCCACCAUCGGUCCAGUUGUCUCCAUUCGCGUGUGCAGAGAUUUAAUCACGAGAAGAUCGCUCGGAUACGCGUACGUGAACUUCUCGCAAGCGCAAGAUGCGGCGAGAGCGAUUGACGUGUUGAACUUUCAAGUGGUCAACGGGAAGCCGAUUCGCAUCCUAUACUCGCAAAGAGAUCCGACUAUUCGUAAGUCCGGUGUCGGGAACAUUUUCAUCAAGAACUUGGACAAGGACAUUGAUACCGUCGCGUUGAGAGAUACGUUCGCACAGUUCGGUAACAUUGUUUCCGCCAAGGUUGCCACGGAUGGUCAAGGCAACUCCAAAGGUUACGGCUUCAUCCAAUUCGAUACCGAGGCGGCGGCGAAGGAAGCCAUCGAGAAGGUCAACGGCAUGGAAUUGAACGACAAGGUUGUCUACGUCGGUCCAUUUCAAAGAAGAGCGGAAAGAGGCACUACGGAAACGAAGUUUAAUAACGUUUUCGUCAAGAACUUGGGCGAUGAAGUUACGGACGAAGAGUUGAGAAAAGUUUUCGAAGGCUUUGGACCGGUGACUUCGGUUAUGAUUUCGAAGGACGAGGACGGUAAAUCCAAAGGCUUUGGUUUCGUGUGCUACGAAACGCCGGAAGAUGCGUCCAAGGCGGUCGAAGAACUCGAUGGCAAGCACGGCGAAGAAGACAAGAAGUGGGUUGUCUGCCGAGCGCAAAAGAAGGCGGAGAGAGAGGCUGAGUUGAAGGCCAAAUUCGAAGCUGAGAGAAGAGAACGUAUGGAAAAGAUGGCGGGCGCGAACUUGUACAUCAAGAACUUGGAAGAUGGCGCGGACGACGAAACGUUGAGAGAGCUGUUCAAAGAGUUUGGUACGAUCACUUCGUGCAGAGUCAUGCGCGACGCGUCUGGCGUUUCCAGAGGGUCCGCGUUUGUCGCGUUUUCCUCUCCAGAAGAAGCCACGCGUGCGGUGACUGAGUUGAACGGAAAAAUGGUUGGCGCGAAGCCGUUGUACGUCGCCUUGGCGCAGCGUAAAGAAGACCGCAGAAUGCGUUUGCAAGCGCAAUUCGCGCAGAGAUCGAUGGGUCCGGGCGGUGUCAUGGCGCCGAUGUACGGUAUGCCCCCGCCGGGCGUUCCGGGCGGUGGCAUGCCGGGCAUGUACUACGGCCAACCGCCGCCAGGUAUGAUGCCGCCGCAACCACAACCAGGGUUUGGGUUCCAACCGGGUAUGCCGGGUGGGCCGAGACCGAUGCCGGGUUACAACAUGCCGGGCGUUCCGAACAUGAUGAGAGGUCCGGGUGGCAUGGGCGGCAGAGGAGGCAGAGGCCGUGGCCAGCCGGGUAUGGGUGGCAGAGGUGGCCCGCAAAACGGUCGCCAAAACUUCCGCCAGCAACAGCCGAUGCCACCGAUGCCGGGACAAGCGGCGCCGGAGCCGCCGGCUGCGGAAUCGAACCCGAUUGCGCUCAUCGUUUCGCAACUCGGCACGGCCACCCCGGAUCAACAAAGAAUGAUUUUAGGGGAAGCCUUGUACCCGUUGGUUGAUGCCGUCGACUCUGCGAACGCCGCGAAGGUGACUGGUAUGUUGUUGGAGAUGGACCAAGCCGAAGUCUUGCACUUGAUUGAAUCUGCGGACGCGUUGAAGGCGAAGGUUCAAGAAGCGUUGGCUGUUUUGGCCGCCGCCUCGUCUGAUUAA